AACUCUUGGGUUUUGGCGGCUGCGGGCUGCCCUUUCUAAAACAUUCAGCUCUUCUAACUCUAGGGUUUCUACUGCCGUCUCCUCCUCUCUCACCGAAUUUGCAUCUUUGACCAUGGCGACUGUUGCUUCAGCCUCGGAUCAAGUUUCAAAUUCAUUAGAAAAGUUGUCACUAGAUUCACAGACCAAGAACACCAAUGUGACAGGGGCAGUGAAGGAGCAGGGUUAUCAUUAUAUGCAAUAUGGAACUGAUCCUGCAUCAAAAUCACCCCUUUCUGCAAUGGGACAAGAUGGUCAGCCACAAAUGUUGCAAGAGUACCACUAUCCAGGUAGUUUUUACCAACUGCCUGCACAAACUAGUAAUCCUGAUCCUAAUGCUAUUGCUUCACAAGUGGAGGUUUCAACUUCAAGUGCAGAUCAAGGAUCUUUAUCUGUUGAAGCCAGUAAAAGAAACCCUGGCACUGUAGCAAAUGCUGGAGGUAUGAGUGGAAGUCAUGGGCCAAGGCAAUAUCAUCCAACUUUCCAAAAUCCAUCGCUAAAUCAAAAUGGUUCCUAUAGAAGGGGAAGUUUGCCAGCUCGUAAUCCUUCACCAACUUUCCAGGAUCCAAGAUUUAGCUAUGACGGAAAUCUGUUCACAAUGCCUUGGUUUGAUAACUCAAUAUCUUCUAGCGGGCAGUCAAAACAUGCAGUGAGUGCUGGGUUCUCUUCGUACAGCAGCAACAGUAUGGCUGGGAGGAAUCAGAACCUUCACCUCUAUCCUCAGUAUGUGAACUUGCAGAACGGAAGCACGUCUGGCUUGAGCCAAGCAUAUGGAUUCAUGAAUCACAUCUAUCCCAAUAACAUGACUUAUGGUAAUUUUGGAAAUACCGUUGGAGUCAAUUCUGGUUUGGAAUCUUAUGGGUAUGAUUCUUGGAAAAAGGGACUCUGGUGGUAUCCUGUUGGUAACAAUAGUAAACCAAAGGGCCGAGGUUAUGGCAAAGAGAAUAUUGAUGGCCUAAAUGAGAUGAACAGAGGGCCCAGAGUUACAGGUUAUAAGAAUCAGACUGGUUUUGAACCUGUAACAGCAGCUGUAAAAGGGCAUAAUGGCCCUUUGAGUGAGAACAAUAAGGAGAAUAACUUGUCUCCUAUUCCAGAUAUGGAGCAGUACAAUAAAGAGGAUUUUCCUGAGAGUUAUUUGGAUGUGAAGUUUUUUGUCAUUAAAUCCUAUAGCGAGGAUGAUGUCCAUAAAAGCAUCAAAUAUGGUGUCUGGGCUAGUACAUCUAAUGGCAAUAAGAAACUGGAUGCAGCAUAUCAUGAGGCCAAGGAGAAGCCUGAUGGUUGUCCCGUUUUUCUUUUAUUUUCGGUUAAUAGCAGUGGACAAUUUGUUGGUUUAGCAGAGAUGGUGGGACCAGUUGAUUUUGACAAAACCUUAGAGUAUUGGCAACAAGAUAAGUGGCUUGGUUGCUUCCCUGUGAAAUGGCAUAUCAUUAAGGAUGUGCCAAAUAGUUUAUUGAGGCAUAUAACACUAGAGAACAAUGAGAACAAGCCUGUCACAAAUAGUAGGGACACUCAGGAGGUUAAUUUUGAGCAGGGAAUUCAAAUUCUCAAGAUUUUUAAGGGUCAUUCAAGUAAAACAUGUAUCCUUGAUGAUUUUGAGUUCUAUGAGUCUCGCCAGAAGAUAAUGCGAGAUAAGAAGGCUAAGCAUCAACUAUCACAAAAACAGGUUUUGGGGCAGCCUAGCAAUGUAGUAACGGGUAACAGUGACAAAGCAGCAAUAGAUAAGGAUGUUUUGAAAAGAUCUCUUGACGCAGCUUUGAUAGAAGAGUCUACUGUUGCAACAACGGCAGAGAAAGUUAAGGAGAAUGGAGAGGUGAAACCUUUAGAAGAAAAUGGAUCAGUUGCUGAUGUUCCUGAUGUUGAAGGCACCCCAGCUAAACCAGUCCGUGUUGCAAGUGCUUGCUAAUUUACAUCUUCAAAUUGAGAACAGGAAUUUUACCCUAUGUUGGUCAACCUUUAACUAAAGGUUUUUUAGAUUUCUUUAUAGCAGCAUGGAGAGGCAAAAUGACUGCACAGAAGCUCUUUUUUUUUUCUUUUCCUGUCAUUUUCAUCUUGUUUCGUUGUUUUAAUAUUUUUGUUCCUCAAUGAUUCCUCUGCUUUCCUCCAUUUCUCGAUUAGGGUUUAGUUCUGCUCCGAAGAAGG
Molecule: messenger RNA, 2175 nt
Organism: Rubroshorea leprosula
Lineage: Eukaryota; Viridiplantae; Streptophyta; Magnoliopsida; Malvales; Dipterocarpaceae
Source: the annotation of a GenBank genome assembly